This is a messenger RNA of Linum trigynum, 1134 nucleotides long. The record is from the annotation of a GenBank genome assembly. Lineage: Eukaryota; Viridiplantae; Streptophyta; Magnoliopsida; Malpighiales; Linaceae.
CUGGUGGCCUGGCCACCCACGAGCCUUUUCUCCCUUCCUCAUCUAGAUCGAAGAAGCAAGUUGCGGUGUUGGAAACACAAGCAAUGAUGAAAUCGAACUGAUAACAGUAGUACGGUAAGCCACCAGUUCUCCGAUUUCUCCUCAAAUGACCUCAGGCCCACUUAAUAUUUCACAUAUAGAAGAAGCAGAUCAGAGUAAGAGAUGGCCUAGAGGAAACAUUUAGUGGAUGAUAUAUGCAUUUUUCCGUUUUCAUUUUUGUUCCCAUAAACCACAAAUGUACGCAUGCAUUUAGGGUGGCAGAAUGGUUUUCGGUUAGCAGUUAACGAGACGAUUUCAAUCGAACCAACCGAUUUUUGGCUAACCAAAAAAAUGUUUCUGAUUGCAUCGGUUGGUUGGCGGUGGAUAUGGGAAGGGGUUCGGCUAGCCGACUAACCGGGGUUGGAAACCGGCUAACCGACCCCUUCCCUUUCCCCAAAACGACCCCGCUUCAAAAUACCUCCUCCCUAACCCUAAGUGUCGACUCCUUCCUCCUCCCAAAUCCUUCGCCGCUCACCCCUUCCCCCUUCUCGCGUAGCGGCGCAAAAAACCUCCACCUCAGCGCCCCGCCUCCUCCACCUCGUCACCCCACCGCCUCCACCUCGUCGACUCGUCGCCCCGCCGCCUCCACCUUGUCGCCCCGGCGCCUCACUCUCAUCGCCCCUCCACCAGCAGCAGCCAGGCAACAACGCGCCGCCUCCACCCUCGUCGCCCCGCCGCCUCCACCAGUAGCAGAAGGAAUAGAUCUAAAAUGGAGGAAGGAGAGAGAAAUAGGAGUUGGUGUGGCCUCUGAGGAAGACGCCAAUGACUUUUUUUUUUGGUUGAACUAAACGCCAACGUUUUGGCUAAGUUUUUUGGUAUGCAGCUAACUGAGCCUAAAAUCGAAACCGGGCGGUCAGUUGGCCGGUUAACCGCAACUCUCUCAUGGCUGGUUGCCGAAAGCCCUUGAGGGUGGCUCGGUUUAACCGAUAACCGAGAAUUUAGUUUUCAGUUAAACCGAAACCGACCUAUUGACACCCCUAUGCAUGAGUGCCACAUGUUUACAUUGAAAACCAAAAAGUUCCACAUGCCCACAUCUAAUAUAUUUUGUUAAGUGAU